AUGAGGUGCCAGUUCAGUAUUAUGAGGUGCCAGUCCAGUAUUAUUAGUUGCCACUUCAGUAUUAUGAGGUGCCAGUUCAGUAUUAUGAGGUGCCAGUUCACUAUUCUGGGAUGCCAGUUCAGUAUUCUGGGGUGCCCGUUCAGUAUUCUGGGGCGCCAGUUCGGUAUUCUGGGGUGCCAGUUCAGUAUUAUGAGGUACCAGUUCAGUAUUAUGAGGUGCCAGUUCAGUAUUGUGAGGUGCCAUUUCAGUAUUCUGGGGUGCCAGUUCAGUAUUCUGGCGUGCCAGUUCAGUAUUCUGGGUUGA
Molecule: messenger RNA, 303 nt
Organism: Candidula unifasciata
Lineage: Eukaryota; Metazoa; Mollusca; Gastropoda; Stylommatophora; Geomitridae
Source: the annotation of a GenBank genome assembly